Molecule: messenger RNA, 2067 nt
Organism: Penicillium brevicompactum
Lineage: Eukaryota; Fungi; Ascomycota; Eurotiomycetes; Eurotiales; Aspergillaceae
Product: IQ calmodulin-binding motif protein
Exons: 5
Coding region: 1-2067 (688 amino acids)
Molecular function (GO): catalytic activity
Source: RefSeq, a predicted model, not a curated record
AUGGACGCCCUAUACCCACGAAACUUCACAGAUGUGCUCGAGAUACUUGCUGCAACCUGCUCCUUCGUUUUUGUUUCCGUCGUUCUGUUGAUUCGACAACCCAUCAGCCUCAAUCGUGCUACCUGUACCAUGGUCUCGCGCAAAUUGUACAAUAUGUCCCACGGGCAGCAGACAGUGACCUCGGAGUUGGCCCUUGACCCAUCGCAGUGUCCGCAAAAGGUUUUCCACAAGCUGUUUGAGGGUCAUCAUCUCCCACAUACCCAUCACAAUGGAGAAGGAUCGGGCUCGGACUCUGACGAAGCAUCCAAAUGGGAGCAAUUGGACGAGCUGCAGAAGGCUCGCGCGUGUGGAAAUUUUGAAUCAACCGAAACAAGUGAAAUAUUCUUAAAGGUCUAUCACGACGCCUUGUGUUCUUUAGAGAAAAACCCCAUGUCGGGGGUUGUCUCUCCCCCUCUUUUGGGCGGCACGGGAGUUUUGCCCUUGACGAUUGUUGCUCCUUUGCCAGAUUUGUGUCGCCAUUUAGCAAAUUGCAUUGUGCGUGCCGAGCAUGAAAUUUUUCUAGGUACCAAUUUUUGGAUUCACUCCGACGCAUCAACACUCAUCACAAAUGCCAUCCGAGAGCUCUCUAAAAGAGCUGGCGAACGAGGCCAAAAGAUAGUAAUGAAGAUGAUCUAUGACCGUGGAGAUCCUCGGCAGGCGUGGGAUAACCGACUCAACGUGAAAGAGGACCAGUAUGUAGGCGGCAAAGUCAGGCUACCUGCUGCGAGCGAGAUCCCCAAUGUUGAUCUCCAGGUCAUCAACUUCCACCGGCCCAUAUUUGGCACAUUCCAUGCAAAGUUUACCGUUAUAGACCGGCGCAUGGCUCUCAUACAGAGUAGUAAUAUUCAAGACAACGACAACCUCGAGAUGCUGUCUCAUAUCGAGGGACCCAUCGUUGACUCUUUCUACGAUGCUGCAUUGUUGUCCUGGGGAAAGCCUCUUGAGCCUCCGUUCCCUCUGUUGAACUCACCCGCUAGGGAUGCCCCAAUCCAGUGCUACAAAGGCGCGGAGCAGGAGAACGGGGCUCCUUCACAGAAUGGAGCUGAGGCUCUUCCCGAGCAUACAACCAAGUCUCCGCACUACGAUCUCGACUAUCAUCACGAGGCUCGCCGAGUUAACGAAUGUAUGAAACCAACAGAAACACAGACACCCACACAGGCUGUGAGCCGACACCUUAGUAUGUUGAUACAUGAUCAAUCCCCCAAUCAUUCUUCUGACCUUCAACUAGAUACAACUAUCCAGCCAGACACGACUGGCGAUGCGCCAGACAGCGAUCAAGACCCGGUGAUGACCCCCUACAUGGUGAUGCCCCCUCAUGAGCCCUUCGCAAUGGCUGUGGUAAAUCGGGAGCCUUUUGGAUCUCCAAACCACAGCAGUAUCCACACACCCCAGAACUCUGCCUGGAUCUCGGCAAUCAAUCAUGCACAGAAAUCGAUUCUCAUUCAAACACCAAAUAUGAAUGCCGAGCCUUUAAUCGAGCCCCUCAUCAACGCUGCUCGUCGCGGUGUCAUUGUAGCCUGCUAUCUCUGUCUUGGGUACAAUGAUGCAGGCGAGUUGCUUCCGUUCCAAAACGGGACUAACGAGAUGAUCGCCAACAGACUAUACAACUCUCUGAAAUCAGAUGAGGAGAAGUCUUGCCUACGGGUGUGCUACUAUGUCGGCAAGGACCAGACCCGUCCCAUUCACAACAGUUUCAAGAAACGCAGCUGUCACAUCAAGCUCAUGAUUGUUGAUGAGCAAAUUGCUAUUCAGGGAAAUGGAAACCUUGAUACACAGUCAUUCUUCCACAGCCAGGAAAUCAAUGUUCUUAUCGACUCGGCAAUGAUCUGUCGAGCUUGGCUCGAGCUGAUUGAUCGCAAUCAGAACACUGCCAAGUAUGGUGCCGCAAGUCCUAAAGAUGGCUGCUGGCACGACCCAAAGACUGAUGAGAUACCACCUGGCUCUAUGGGACCUGUUCCUGGCCGGUUUAGCUGGGCCAAGGGAGCUAUUGGUGCUGUACAGAGGGUGCGAGGAGUCGGCGGGUUUUGA